AAAUUUUACAACAUGACAGUUCACUUGAGUACAAGUCAACGAUCUGAUUAAUAUUGUUAGCAAUUUUUUAAAAACGUUAGUAGUCAAAUAUUUCGCUUAAAUUUUGUUCAAAUGAGCAGCUGUUGCUAUGACUUCCGAAAUUGACGUCUUGCAAACAAAUGAAUUCUUGCGAAGACGGAAAUUGAGACUUCAACAGGUUAGGGAACAAUCAAAAGAUAUUGCAAAGAGAAUUAGACAACGCGCAAAAGUAGAAAAGUCGCGGCACAUAACAGAUAUUGACUCUAAAAAGGAGCAAGAAUAUUUUGAAUGUCAAGAGAAAUUAGUGAAACGUUUAGAAUUACUGUACUCCAAGGGCUUGCAGAAUGUCGGAGCUAGUCACAAAAAAGCAAUAGAAGUUUGUCAACCAGAUUUAAUAGAGAAGACAGACCCUUCUAAGUUACGUGGAAAAGAAGCCACUGCAGAAGUCAGAAAAAGAAAACAAGAAAAACUAGAUGAACAAAAAAAGCUCUUGGAUAGGAAGUUAAAAGCAAGAGAGGCGGCAAAUGAAAUAAGUCGAGAGAAAUCUUCUAUUAUCGCGAAGAAUAUAACAAAACAGACAAAGAGAACUGACAAUCUACAAAGUAAAUCCGCAAGUUGUAUGAAUGAGAUAAAUGACAAAGUAUUUGAUGGAAAUGUAAAUUCUAAAAAAGGCAAUCUAGAUGUAUCAAAAGUGGAUAUGGCAACACAAUGGGAAUCCGAAGAGUUGCCAAAUGAAUGGGAACCCAAUAUACCAGCAUUAUCAUUACCAAAAGAUGAAACUGUUCCAGACACAAUUGUACAAACAGAUAAAUCGGACAAAAAUAAAAGACCCAAUUUAUUUGCAUUGAGUGAUGAGAUGCCGUCUAGUCUACGUGGAGGUCUAUCUAGUGUGCCCGAAGAAACAGUUCCUUUAAAGACUACUCUGAAUCUUGUAUCUGAUUAUUUGCAAAAUAGAAAUUUGCGAUUGAGGCAAUCUGAACCAUUAAAAAAACCAACUGAUGAUUUGCAAAGCAUUAAACAGACAAUCCUACGCACUAGAGCAUCGAGAGCAGAUGUUUCAGGUAACAAAGAGAAGUCUUAUAGAUCAACUGAUCCUGAGAUAGCAAUAACUAGAAAGAAAUCUAUAUCUGUCUAUAAUCACAAUACAAGGGAUAUAAUGGAUGUACCAUAUGGCAAAGAAGAAUUUGUUUCUCAUCACAUGAAAACUGACGAGGAUGCAUAUGCCCAAGCUCUUCAAGAAACGGCUAGUGCUAGUAAUAUGGAAAAAGAACAACAUAACAAAAGACAACAGGAUAUGAGAAAUAAAGUUGCCGCUACAAAACAGAAUGUUGACAAAGAAUACAGAGACACUUUAGCUUUUUUAAACUCGCUUCCAAAAGACAAUGGCUUAAAACCUAUAAAGAUGACAUAUAUGGAUGAUCAGAGGCAACAAUUACAAAAGGACAAAAAUCAAAGGAAAUUACAGUUAGAGUUCAAAAAAAUUGAAAAGGAAUGUCAAAAAAAUUGCAAGCAUAACAAGAGAAAGUCAACAGUAUUAGAAAGAAGUAGAAGUAAGUCAAAAUCGCCAGUGACCACUGAUGAGAAACAAAGAAGAGAUUUUGAAUAUUCCUGGAUGCCGGUACCUGAGAGUGAUGGCAAUUUUGCUAUUCAUACAAUCCCAACCACGACGAAGAAUAAAUCGGGCAAUACAGUUAAAUUUAGUGAACCUAACAGCUACCACGAGUACAGGUCGAGGCACAAACACACUCCACCAACAAAAGAUAACAGCAAUGAUAAACAUGGGAAGAAAAUCGUCGAAACUGUUAUCGUUCAGCAAAAUAGUAAUGGAUCAGAAGAUAGUGAAAACUCUGUAGCUUCUGAAACCAGCUCUGUCGAAAAUUUAAGUCUUGAGAGAGACAAAAAUGUAUCUCAUCUCGAUUCAAAACUAAGAGAUGCAGAUAGAAUCAUAAUCUACAAAAUUUUGGAUUCAAGAAAUAAAAGAAGCAAAAUUAAAAAAUCUGAAGGUUUAAUUAAUAAUAAAAAAAAUUCAAAUCCUACUAAAAACUGUUCGGAAAAACAGAAAUCGGUAAAUUUAGAACAAAAUAUUCAUAAUAUACAUAAAGAUGUUUCUUUUGAGCAAGUCAAAGAAGGUGUCUACAAAGGUGUCAAUAGUGAAGGGGAUAACAUUACUUCAAUGUACUUUUCAAAAGACGGUGAAGCCAAUGUAUGUGGAAAUCAAAAUAGCCAAAGUGACAAACUCGAUCGGUCUCAUUGUUGUGGAAAAACGAUUUCAAAGACAAAUGAUAGAGAAUUUCAAAACGAAUGUGGUGAUACCGUGUUGAGAACAACAAAGACAAAUGUCAAUUGCUAUUGCGGAAAGAAGAGCAAAGAGAACAGUUUGUUAAUACAGUCAUCUGCAGCUACGUCAUCAGUCUCUUUUAAGACUGCACCUAAUGAUAAAGCUAAUAAUGUUAAUCAUGACAGUGGAUUAAUUAAACUAAUAGAUGAUGGGGGAAAUGAAGCUGGUAAAUUCUACAUUGGUGCUUCUGGCUUUAUAAAAGAUGAUAACUAUGAAGUUAUUAUCCAAUUGAGAAAGAAAGAUGGCGAAAAGGUAAACAAUCAGGAAAAUAAAAAUGUUGCUGUCCCUGAUACUUUGUCUGAAGUAUUUAAUGCAUUAUCAACACUUGAGAAUAAACAAGUUACAGAAGAUGGGGGUAAUUUAGAUCAGUUAUCAAAUAACAACGAAGAAAAUACAGGAUCUGCAUUAUCUUCUAAUGUGACGAAAAAUACUGAAACAAAAAAUGUAGUUGAAGCUACGAUACAAAAUGUCGAGAAUCAGUCAUUAAGCAAAGAAGAAAGUGCAACAGCAGCUACAGAAACAGUAACUAAAUCACAAAUUAGUAACACGUGUGAAAAAGCAGUACACACUUCUUUCGAAGAUACUUAUGCUAUUCCAAUCUAUGUACCUAAAACUGAUCCUAUAUCAAGGCCAGCCACCUCUACAUAUACGCAAACUUCAUUUAACUCAUCCAUGCAACGACCAGUGUUUAUGCACAUGAGUUCCUCUACGUCUACCGCCUAUAUGAGUCCACCUGAAUUAGUAUUACCAAAAUUUUUAAAACAAGGUAACACAAUGACCCAUGAAGAUAUGUUUGAAUCUGAAAAUACUGUCAAUCAAUCCGAUCCACAGUAUGAAAUAAUAGGCGAAGAUUGUAACGUAUAUGAAGAAUGUAGGUGCAAACGUUGUGUUAGUGUUGAAGAAAAUACAGCUUGCGUUUUAAAUCUGAAGAAAAAAAAUACAAAUAAUACUCCACCUAAUACUGCACGAAGUAACGACGGUACUAGGUUAGCAAGUGCUUUGAAAAAAACAAAAAAAUUAAAUUGUAAAUGCCAUAAAUGUAAAUGCAACAGUCAAUUGAAGUUAUGUAAGUCUCAUAGAAAAAUAACAAAAAGUGAAAAUACUAACUCAACAAUGGAAAAUUUUAAUACAAAUAAAAAGGUAGAAUCGGCUAGGUCUCAAAAGCCAACUGUCAAUAUUAAAGAAAAGGAAGAUAAUAAAAUUAAUCCUGUAGUUAAAACAUAUGUCAAAAAACUAUUAGCUCUAAAUAGAGAGGGUUUAAAAGCAGUUGAAAUAAUGAAUCAAGAUUGCAGUGUCGCGUCAACACCAGGUAGUUCAAUUAUAAAUGCACCGAGCAACAAGGAUAAAAAACACGGCUCCACAGAAACUUUAGACAAUAAAAUAUCACUUGAACAGAUAAAAAAUGUUCUUAAGCAGCAGAUUCUUAAAGAAAAUCUCGAUCAGUGUCAAAAAAGUAUUAAAUCUACCAAUGUGAAAACUACUGAAAGUCAAACGGAAAAAAAUCCUAAGCAAUCAAGAAUUGUAAAGAAAAAAUUAGUACAUAAAGUAAAAACAUUAAAUAUAUCGCGGCAGCUACUAAACAAAAAGAAAACUGAGUUUCGGCGUCCCAUAUACGAUUCAAAAAUUAUUACGUCGACUUCUUCAUCUACACGGGAAGAAUUAAAAGUACUUUGUGUAGAUAAUAAGAAGUCUAAACCACGAUGUAGAAGUUCUCCUACACCCAGAUCAUUUAGGAACUCAGAUUAUAAAAAUAGUACCAGUUCUGAUAUAGGUGACCCCAAUGAUAAGAAAAAUUUUAAUCAGUUCAAAUCAGUUGCCAAGAAUUGGACUGCACAAAUAAAUAAAAAUAAUCAUAUAAACAACUAUGACUCAAUAAAUACAAAUUCUAAUCAACAACAAAACAAAACAAGUAGACAAUUAAACUUAAGAACACAGCAACUAAAACCAUCAUAUAUUUCAUCAGACUCCGAAAAUCCUAGUGUUGUAUUAAAACACCUAACAGAACCACAAUCCCCGAUAAAUUUAUCAACACAAACAAACAGAAGUAUUGAUGUUGAAACAAAUUUUAUGAAAGUUGCAGAGAAUAAACUGCAAAAUAUGGAAAAAAUUGCAGAUUUAACUGAAAAAUGUACUAAACGAUUGUCAAACCUAGCAAAAGUUUUAGAAGAAGUAAGAAGAAAUAAAUCAUUAGUUUAUAGUCAAAUAUCCACGUCCGAUUCAGCAUCAGAAUCUGAACAAAAAUCGGACAAAAAUGAACACGCAGAAACACCUAUUCCUUAUAAACAUGUUAUAAUUCAAAAUAAAGCAACAGAACCGUCUUUUUCGUCGCUAACAAUUCCAUUAAAUUUAGAUGAAAAAAAGUUAUAUACAAAAGAUUCUGCAGAAUACACACCCUUCUUAAAUGACAUUCCUAAACCAGUAAGUUUUAUUAUCACUUCAAAUGAAUAUAUUCCUUCAAAUGAUAAAAUAACUCACGUAAAAAAUACAACUACAGAAGGCGAGGGCGUAAAAAUUAGAGGUAGACCGCCCCCAGCAUUAUCACGUAUUAAUCUUAAAAAUGGGCAAGAAAUAUGCAUUACUCCUCACGAGCUAUCCACUGUCAUCGAAGUAGAUUCUCCUAUGAGUUUUAAACUUAAAAACCAAUCUUCUCGACCUGACACAAAAUUUGAGGAGCCUGACAAAUCAAAUCAAAUAUCUGAUGAGACUGACAAUCAAAAUAAAAUCAAUGUGACUAAUACUUCCGUGAAUAUAAAAGAAGCGCGGGUUGAUCCAGACUUGUUACAAAGCAAUUUAACUGCGUCUAAGAAUCAGGCUAAAGUUUCUACAGACUCCUCCGACGAUUCUAAAAUACAAACAAUGGAUAUAAAUCGUUUUAAUGAUAUUAUGUUAAAACCUUUUAUUAGUCUCCAAGAAUAUGCCAAGCAAUGUAAUAUUGGACUAGAAGAGGGGUCAAAUAUUGAAGAUGUUAUAAACUAUGAUCCUGUAAAUGAAGAGUUAAGUUCCCUUCAUUCUGAUGGUAGUUUACCUGACGUAAUAGCUGAAUUAUUGAAAAGAAAUAUUAUUAGUGAACCGUUUAAGUUCGACACUGGUUCCAACGGUAAUUCUACGACUUUGUCAUCUGAAUCAACAUUAUCUAUAUUGGCUUUGUCGAAAACGAGGAAGGAUAAGAAGAAAACCGGGAUGUUAAUAAAAAAUAAGGAAAAUAUAGCAGAUACAUCCGAAACAUUAAGUAUAUCAUCUAAUCCUGAUUUAGAGUAUGCAUUCCAGAAGCUGGGAAUGGGCUGGGCUUCCUCUACUUUAAAAAAGACAAAGGAGCGUUUAGCUUUGUCUUCUUCGUCUAAUACUUCUAGUUCAAGUAUGGCCCAAUUUAAAAUAAAAAGCUUUAGCCAAGUUAUGCCUACUUUAACAACUGACUCCACCUCGUCUUUGCUGGAUAUCUCAAAAGAUCAUGAAAGAAAAAAUAUUCAGUCGCCAGGGAAAAAUGUAAAAGAUAACUAUAAAAAUGCCAUACAGCAAACUUCGUUAACAAAUUCGAUGACCGUAAAAGAAUUUCUAACAAAUGAAUUAGCUAAAAAAAUUACUUUUAGCAACAAGUUCACUAGAAAAGAAGCAGAUGAAGAAUUUGUUUCAUUGUAUGAGACCAAUAUGCCUGAAGAUAUGAAGCGAACUAAUAUUGAAAUACAAGAAGAUGACGCUCAAUCGACUGUUGUUAGUAAUACAAGAGCACGUACUUCAACUCCAGUACAGAUAUUUAAAUCUACGACAUACAAUUCUACUUCGAGUACCAGUACUUCUAAUGGAUUAUUCAGUAAUGCUGAUGACUUGUCAUCUGUUAAGGUGACCUCGACCUCCAUGCGUAAUCAUUCCACAUCCGACAAGGAUGAUUUAACUAUUCCUAAUUACAGUUUAAAAACGAGGAAAGAAUUAUCAGAUUUUAGUAAAAGUGACUGAUUGUGAUAUUGCAGUUAUUUAUUUUUUUGUGCAACUAUGAAUUUUUAUAUAAAUCUUUUAAUGGCAUGUUACUUAAAAUUGUUGUGAUUUUUUUAAUGUAUUAAUAAUAAAAUAUAUGCUAUA
Molecule: messenger RNA, 6430 nt
Organism: Vanessa tameamea
Lineage: Eukaryota; Metazoa; Arthropoda; Insecta; Lepidoptera; Nymphalidae
Gene: ana1
Product: serine-rich adhesin for platelets-like
Exons: 11
Coding region: 128-6307 (2059 amino acids)
Source: RefSeq, a predicted model, not a curated record